Messenger RNA from Leucoraja erinaceus (little skate), 3437 nucleotides. RefSeq names its product BCL10 immune signaling adaptor (gene bcl10). Gene Ontology annotation, molecular function: NF-kappaB binding; kinase activator activity; transcription coactivator activity. The transcript has 3 exons. Bases 1 to 789 code for a protein of 262 amino acids. The record is from RefSeq and is a predicted model, not a curated record. NCBI's taxonomy places the organism in Eukaryota, Metazoa, Chordata, Chondrichthyes, Rajiformes, Rajidae. Gene Ontology annotation, cellular component: CBM complex; cytosol. Gene Ontology annotation, biological process: apoptotic process; positive regulation of extrinsic apoptotic signaling pathway; adaptive immune response.
AUGAAGUGUCGUCCCUUCUACCUCCCGAGAGAAUUCACCUCCGUUAUCCUGACCUACAGGCAGCAAUUGAAGAUCGCACCCCCAGAGGCCCUGGAGAAACUACGGCCUUACCUCUGUGACAAGGUGCUUGCCGAGCGGCACUUUGACUUGCUGCGUGCCAAGAAGAUCCUGUCCAAGGAGGACACGGAGGAGAUCUCUCACGUGGUGGGGACUAGACGCAAGGCCGGGAAGCUCCUGGACCACCUGAUGGAGAACCCCAAGGGCCUGGACACGCUGGUCGCCUCCAUCCGGCGGGAAGGCACGCAGAACUUCCUGGUGCAGAAAAUCACCGAUGAGGUGCAGAGAAUUAAAAAUGACAAGCUCUUCCAGAAAGGCGUGUUCUCGGACAGCGGGGAUUUGUCGGACGAAGCCUCCAAAACCAACAACUUGUCGCAAUUCUCCUCGACAGAGUCCAACACCUCCAAGGGCAAGGGGGCCAACAUCCUCUUUCACCCAGAGGGCGAGUUUAGCCCCCUCCCCUCUGCCUGUCCCAGCUACUGCCCCCUCCCCUCUGCCCCCUCUCCCAGCCACUGCUCCCUCCCCUCUGCCUGUCCCAGCUACUGCCCCCUCCCCUCCAGCCUCUCACUGGUCAAGCUCACUGUGGCCACUCUGCCCACCACCACGUCACUGCCCAGGCCGGGCGACCCUGGUGCUCCACCCCUCCCCCCUGACCUCCAGCCCCCCCCCACCGGACCCCCCCACACCACGACCGACUCCGAAUUCCUGCCCCUCCGAUCGCGCUCCCCUUGACCCCUCCCCUCUGACCUCUCCCCCAACGACCCUGGGGUCGUGUGAGUGGGGAGGGGCUGAAACGUCCCGGAAUCACUGGUCCCGCACUGACCCCUAAACCUCUCCCCUCCCCCCCCCACUCACCGGGGUACCGUUACCCAGGGGCCAUUACCCAGGGGCCACACAGGUUCAACGUCCACCACACCAAGUUAAGACACCGGGAAAUACACGGGCUAGAUCAUGGAGCAACACAGGUGUACACAUGAAUACAUACACGCACAUACACGUGAAUAUGCUCAUGCACACUGACACACAUGUGCACACAUAUAUGAACACAGACACAUGCUGACACACGCACACGCAUACAUGAACACACGCGCACAUACAUUCGCUGACAUGCGCGCAUACGCAUUAACGCAUGCGCACACACACGCACAGACAAGCGUGUGAACACUCACUCUUGCACACAGACACACACUCGAUCACACUCACUCACAGACACUCUCACACACACACACACACACAUAUUCGGUGCUGGAGGAACUCGGUGGGUCAGGCAGCAUCCGUGGAGGGAAUGGCUGGGCGGCGUUUUGAGUCGGGACCCUUCCUCAGUCUUGCCCGCCUGUGAGGGUCAUUCCCCACACAGUGGGAGAGGGCAGUGACAUCCACAUGUCCGAAGCUCAGCUCUACCCUGGACAAGCCAGCUCUCCCGACCAUUACCCUCCCCGAAACACCCCCUCCCCCAACACUGUGGUGCAGCGGGUAGAGCUGCUGCCUCACAGCGCUGGAGACCCGGGUUCCAUCCUGACUACGGGUGCUGUCUGUACAGAGUUUGCACGUUCUCCCCGUGACCGAGUGGGUUUCCUCCCACACUCCAAAGACGUGCGGGAUUGUAGGCUAAUCGGCCGGCUGUAAAUUGUCCCCAGUGUGUAGGGAGUGGAUGAGAAAGUGGGUUUGUGCAAAAAUGGAGUCACAGAGACAUACAGCGUGGAAACAGGAAACAGCGUGUACCUCAGUACACUUCACAAUAAACUAAACUAAACUCAGAUGUCCCGUCUACACUAGUCCCUCCUGCCUGCGUUUGACCCAUAUCCCUCCAAACUUGUCCUAUCCAUGUACCUUUUUAAAUGUUGUAUUUUUUUCAAUUUCUUUUAAGACUUUUCAUGAUCCAAAUUUCCUUAAUCUGUAUCUGAUGUGUGUUCAUCCAACCACCUCGAAAAAAUAUGUGUGAAGUCUGGCAUGUACGUUUGGUGUAACUUGUUUGAACCUGUUUGGGUCUGGGACAGGGAUUGAAUGUGUUCAGUUUAAGUCUCUGCGAUGACAUUUUUGUUUUCAGUUUAGUUUAGAGAUACAGCCCUUCGGCCCACCGAGUCUGUACCGACCAGCGAUCCCCGCACACUAACACUAUCCUACACACACUAGGGACAAUCUAUAUUUACACCAGGGCAAAUAACCUACAAACAUGUACGUCUUUGGAGUGUGGGAGGAAACCGAAGAACUCUUGAGAAAAUCCGCGCAGGUCACGGGGAGAACGUACAAACUCCGUACAGACAGCACCCGUAGUCGGGAUCGAACCUGGGUCUCCGGCGCUGUAAGACGUGCGUGUUGGUAGGUUAAUCGGCUCCUGUAACAUUUUUAAUUGUCCCUAGUGUGUAGGAUACUGUUAGUGUAAGCGGUGAUCGCUGGUCAGCACGGACUCAGCGGGCCGAAGGGCCUGUUUCCAAGCUGGAUAUGUAAAGUCUAAAGACUGGGGCUUUGGUGAGUUUAAACAGAGAGUGAAAACUGGGUGGGUUUGAAGGAAACUGUGAACAGAACGAUGGUAGAAUUGCUGCCUCAGAUCCAGACCCAGGUUAGAUUCCGGCCACGGGUGCUGUCUGUGCAGAGUUUUUAUGUUCUCCCUGUGCCCUCCGAGAUCUUUGGUUUCAUCUUGGUAUAAAUGUUAAAAAAAAUUGUCCCUAGUGGGUGUAGGAUAGUGUUAAUGUGCGGGUAAUAGCUGGUCGGCACGGACUCUGUUUCCGCGCUGAAUCUCUAAACUAAGCAUUACUACUGUGCCUGAUACUAAAUGUUUGGGAUUUGUGAAAGUUGUGCCUUUUAUAUAAACAUUUGAAUUGAGGAAAUGGCAUAAUUUCUUGUCUAAUAUUUUGAGAGACGGCUUAUCGUAUUUCUGGCCACUUCACACAUCAGAGAUGUGCUUUAAAUGCUCCACCUUGGCUCCUUCUAAAUUCCAUAGUCUCAAAACGCCACCCAUUCCUUCUCUCCAGAGAUGCUGCCUGUCCUGCUGAGUUACUCCAGCAUUUUGUGUGUACACACUAUGAUUUUACUCUUGGUUUUACUCACCAAACAAUCCCGGAUCUAAGGGGGGAAAGUUGGGAACUGCUGUUUUUUGUAAAUAAUCAGUUCUGUAAAGAGAAGGCAGUUUUAGAUUUUUGUAGAGUAUACACCACUAAACGUUGAUGAAACAACAACUUGUGGGUGUGUUGUGAGAGUGAUGAAUCAUAUAGAGAAGAGAUACCUCAGGUUAAUAGCAACUAGGAAUUUAUUGAUUUGUAUCAAUCACACUACUCACCUGUGCUUGAGUGGUACCUUAUCUGUAAUCUUGAUUAAAGAAUGUGUCUGUGCCAAAUGGUGAUGGCUCACAUUGGUUGAAAUAAAAGUUUCUUUUUACUGAU